This is a messenger RNA of Dujonia railenensis, 1584 nucleotides long. The record is from the annotation of a GenBank genome assembly. Lineage: Eukaryota; Fungi; Ascomycota; Pichiomycetes; Serinales; Debaryomycetaceae.
AUGAGUGCAGAAAGCCCCAAAUUCGAUCUUCAAAAUGUCGACUAUUCAACCUAUUUGGUCACUGAUAGUACAAUGAUCCCUGAAUCGUCUACCUUUCUCAAGCAAGUGGAAGAUAGCAUCAAAGGAGGAGCAACCAUAGUCCAAUUGCGCGAGAAGUCUCUACUGACUUUGGAGUUUAUUGCAAGAGCAGAAAAAGUUCAUCAAAUGACAAAAAGAGCAGGUAUCCCACUUCUUAUCAACGACAGGAUUGAUGUAGCAUUAGCAAUUGACUGCGAAGGUGUCCAUAUUGGACAGGAUGACAUGCCAGCUAAGCUUGCUAGGAAGAUUCUAGGCGAAGAUAAAAUCAUUGGCAUUACAUGUUCUAACCCUGGAGAAGUUGAAGUUGUUUGCCAAGAGCAGAUUGCCGACUAUGUAGGCUUAGGAACCGUCUACCAAACGAAUACGAAGAAGGAUACCAAGACUCCACAUGGAAUAGGUCCAAUCGGGAUUAGACAAAUGCUCAGGGUCUUGAAUAUUCAUAAUUCGUCAGAGGCAGGUACUGGGAAGCAGAUCAAAUCUGUUGCCAUUGGAGGAGUCAAUCACACCAAUGCAAGUAAAGUACUCUUCCAGUGUAAAUACAAAAAUGAGACCCUUGAUGGCCUUGCCAUAGUUUCUUGCAUCAUGGCUGCACAAGACGCUAAGUCAGCCACUGAAACGUUUAUUGAAAGAGCCAAUUCAAAAUUUGUACAUAAUGAUCUUGACUCAGCUAGUAUUUCUCCAAAGUCUAUUACCGAGAAACACCCCUUGGUACAUCAUAUUACCAACAACGUAGUUAAGAAUUUCAGCGCAAAUGUGACGUUAGCCAUUGGGGGCUCUCCUAUUAUGUCUGAAUUGGCAGAAGAAUUUCAGGAAUUUUCAGAGAAGUUCGAAAACCUUUCUUUAGUAUUGAACUUAGGUACACCCAUCCCGAGCCAAGUGGAACUCUUCAAACAUGCAAUAGUGACUUACAAUGAAACUAAGACACCGAUAGUCUUUGAUCCUGUUGCGGCAGGAGCCUCUGAAGCAAGGUUGAAUGUGUGUAAACAGUUAUUAAAUGCCGGACAUAUGACCGUAAUAAAGGGCAAUCUCGGAGAGAUCCUGGCGAUUUACAAACUAACCACAGAGUAUGGUACUAAAAUCGACAAAGUAACAGAAGUUGCUAUGCGUGGGGUUGAUUCUGCGGGAGAAUUGCGGGAACAUGAUAUCUUCAAAAUUGCCCAGGCAAUUAUUGAAGACUUUGCAUGUAUUGUAGUAAUUACUGGAGAGAUUAACUAUGUAUGUAGAGUUGAUGGCCAUGGACUGCUUGAGGUCGAGAAGGUCCAAGGAGGAUCUCCCGUUAUGGGAUUAAUAACUGGGACAGGUUGCUCCUUGGGAAGCACCAUAGCAGCAUACCUUGGUGCCAGCUCGAGCAAUCAGUUCUCUGCAACAGUGGCUGCUGUUCGUAUAUACAACGAGGCUGGCCGCACUGCUGCGAUUAGCAGUUCCAAAAACCUCGAAGAGGUGCCCAAACCUGCUGCUUUUCAAAGUCAUUUUAUAGAUACUCUUUAUACAUUGAGUACUAGAUAA